Messenger RNA from Schistocerca americana (American grasshopper), 939 nucleotides. RefSeq names its product putative odorant receptor 92a. Bases 1 to 939 code for a protein of 312 amino acids. Gene Ontology annotation, cellular component: plasma membrane. NCBI's taxonomy places the organism in Eukaryota, Metazoa, Arthropoda, Insecta, Orthoptera, Acrididae. The record is from RefSeq and is a predicted model, not a curated record. Gene Ontology annotation, biological process: sensory perception of smell; detection of chemical stimulus involved in sensory perception of smell. The transcript has 6 exons. Gene Ontology annotation, molecular function: olfactory receptor activity; odorant binding.
AUGAUCACCACCUUCCUCGGCAUCGGCGGCGUCGCGCUCGUCUUCUUCUACCUGGGGCCUGUCAUACAGAACGUCAAGGACAACAGGCUGAAGGCCGCGGCCGCAGCGAACGAGACGCUGGACCCGCUGCUGGGCCGCAACCUGGCGAUGCUGCUGUGGUGGCCGCGCGGGCAGCCGGUGGGGGCGCCCGCCUACCAGCUGGCCUACGUGGGCGUCUGCUACUGGCUGAUGCUGCUCUACCUCUCCACCAGCACGCUCGACACCUUCUACGUCACGCUCAUCAUCUACCUGUCCUCGCAGCUCAAGGUCCUCAACAUCGACUUCCUCUCCAUCGCGGAAGGCGCUGACGGCGGCGGCGACGACGACGACGACGACAGCCUCGUCGAGCAGGGAAGGCCCCUCAGCAGACCGGAGACAGUGCACAAGCUGCCCGUGAAACUUCCAAACGCAUACGACAAGACGAAAGCCCAAAGGACCCACGAGAGGCUGUUAGAAUGCAUCAUCUUCCACCAGGAAGUUAUAAAGUCGGUGGAUGAGAUGGAGUCCAUCCUGAGUGCGUCAAUUCUAGUGCAGUUCCUCGCCAGCACGCUCGUCAUCUGUUUCACUGCUUUCGUCAUCACAACGGCGGAGAAUAAGCAGGACCUGCCGACGUACAUCACGUACCUGGCCACGAUGUUCUACGAGCUUUUCCUCUACUGCUGGUACGGAAACGAGCUGCUCGCCGAGAGCGAGCGCCUGCAGACGUCGGCCUACGGCUGUGGCUGGUCCGACGCCGGCGCCGGCUUCCAGCGCACGCUGCGCGUCGCCAUGGCGCGCCUCCAGCGGCCAAUCUGCCUCACCGCCGGCAAGUUCUACAAGAUCUCCCGCGAGACCUUCUUGCUGCUGCUGAACGGCUCCUACUCGUACUUCGCGCUGCUGCACCAGAUGAACGACCGCUAA